AUGGCGCAGAAGAGCUGCAAGGAACAGGGAAAUAAGGAAUUCAACGGGAGAAGGAAUCACAGUGACCUUGAAGGGGCCUGCUCCGGGCACAGGCGGGAUGACCUGCUGGUGGGUGCCCCCCUGUACAUGGCCCGGCGCCCCGACGGGCAGCGCAGCGAGCUGGGGCGGCUCUACCUCUACCUGGGCGGGGGGCACCAGCUCCUCUCCCGGCCCCCCCAGACCCUGACGGGCACCCACCCCUACGGCCGCUUCGCCGCCGCCAUCGCCAGCCUGGGGGACCUGGACAAGGACGGCUUCGGCGACGUGGCCGUGGGUGCCCCGCAGGGCGGUGACGAUGGCAGAGGGCAGGUCUUCAUCUUCCGCGGGCAGAGCGAGGGGCUGGAGCCGGUGCCCACCCAGCGCCUCGACAGCCCCUUCCCCGGCCCCGCCGCCUUCGGCUUCGCCCUGCGAGGGGGCACCGACCUGGACGGCAACGGCUACCCGGAUCUGCUGGUCGGCGCUUACGGGGCGGCCAAGGUGGCCGUGUACCGGGGACAGCCCGUGGUGGUGGCCCACACCCAGCUGAGUGUCCCCGAUGGGCUGAACCCUGAGGUCCUGGCCUGUGUCCUGCCCGACGCCGAUAUCCGUGUCAGCUGCUUCCACGUGGUGUUUUGUGUCAGCGUGACGGGCCAGCACAUCCCCUCGGCCAUCCACCUGGAGGCUGAGCUGCAGCUGGACCGGCUGAAGCCCCGGCUGUCCCGGAGGGUCCUGCUGCUGCAGGGACACCAGGCGUCCUGGCGGGAGCAGCUGUUGGUGACACCGGGGACACGCCCCCAGUGCCGCAACCUCACCGCCUACCUGCGGGACGAGGCCGAGUUCAAGGACAAGCUGAGCCCGGUGGCCCUGAGCGUGGCCCUGGCACUGCCCCGGGAGGCCCCGGGGCUGGUGCUGUACGGGAACACCCUGGUGCAGGCACAGACCCACAUCAUCCUGGAGGACUGUGGUGAGGACAAUCUCUGCAUCCCCGACCUCCACCUGGCCGCUGACACCCCCAGCCAGCGCCUGCUGAUCGGGGCGGAGGCUGCGCUGCGCCUGCGGGCCCACGCCUUCAACGCGGGAGAAGGCGCCUUCGAGGCCGAGCUGAGGGUGCAGCUGCCCCCUGGCACCCACUACCAGGCAGCCCGGAGCACCAUCCCGGGGCAGGAGAAGCUGAGCUGCAACCCCAAGAAGGAGAAUGGGACCCACGUGGUGCUCUGCGAGCUGGGCAACCCCAUGAAAGCGGGGGCCCGGAUCACCGUGGACAUGGAGCUGAGCGUGUCGGGGCUGGAGGACAUGGGGGAUGCCAUCACCUUCCAGCUCCAGCUGCGGAGCAAGAACAGCCCCAGCCCCACCAAUGCUUCGGUGACAGUGACGGUGCCCGUGGAGGCUCAGGCAGAGAUGGAGCUGCGAGGCAACUCCCUGCCAGACACCACGGUGCUGCCCACGAGCUGGCAGGGGGUGGAGGGCAGCCGGCGGCUCGAGGACCACGGCAUCAAGGUGGAGCACGUUUAUGAGCUCCACAACAAGGGUCCCAGCACCGUCAGCGGGGUCACCCUGCGCCUCGCUGUUCCCCACCAGCUGGGCGGCCACAUCCUUCUCUACCUGCUGGAGCUGGGCACCGAGGGGGGCAUGAACUGCACCCACCACCCCGCCCUCAACCCCGCCCAGCUGGAGAUCCCCCGUCCCACGGGAGCAGCGCCCAGGAACGGCACCCGCCAGCGGGAGCGCCGGGAGGCGGAGGAGCCCCCCGGGGUGGGGCUGGGGGAGCCGGUCCCCGUGGACUGUGACAAUGCCACCUGCGUGGACGUCACCUGCCACGUGCCCAGCCUGGGCAAGGACCAGCGGGCACUGGUCAGUGUCCACGCCCUGCUCUGGAUGGACACCCUGCAGCAGCGGGAGCACCUCCUGUCGCAGUUCCUCAUCCAGUCCCAGGCGUGGUUCAGCACCUCGGCCAUGCCCUACCGGGUCCAGCCCCGCGUCCUGCCCUCCGGCAACACCACGGCUGUCACUCGGGUCGUUCGUGCCAGCCCCGGGGGCAAGGGGGCUGUGCCGGUGUGGGGGGUGGUGCUGGGGGUCCUGGCCGGGCUCCUGCUCCUCACCCUCCUCAGCCUCUUCAUGUGGAAGAUGGGUUUCUUCAAGAGGACACGGCCGCCCACUGAGGGGGACACACAGGAGCCCGGCCAGGCCCAGGAGCCCGGGAGUGCCCAGGGCUAG
Molecule: messenger RNA, 2232 nt
Organism: Empidonax traillii (willow flycatcher)
Lineage: Eukaryota; Metazoa; Chordata; Aves; Passeriformes; Tyrannidae
Gene: ITGA2B
Product: integrin subunit alpha 2b
Exons: 20
Coding region: 1-2232 (743 amino acids)
Biological process (GO): angiogenesis; cell adhesion mediated by integrin; cell-cell adhesion
Cellular component (GO): external side of plasma membrane; integrin complex
Molecular function (GO): integrin binding
Source: RefSeq, a predicted model, not a curated record